GUAGGAAUUGUGUGUGUGAGUGGAAAUACGUUGUGUUAGGCUGAAAAGUUGGCUAAAAUGUUUAUCUAUACCCCAGUGAAAAGUUUAAACGUACGCUAACCGAACGAAACUGAAAUAUAAAUGCUUUUCCUCUUCAUUGCUUUCUAACAAUGAGUUUUACGGACUUGUACAUGAACGCAUCAAUACUCUGUGAGAAUGACGAAACUCAGGUCAGAGAAGAACAGCAUGCAGAGAGUGGACGUCGUCUCCCUGUUUUCUCUCAGCACCAGCACCGUUAUCCUCCGAGUACCUUUAACUACAUUCGAUUAGCAUUUUUCAGUUUCUUCCAAAUAAAAACUUCGACAUUCAGGUUAACAGGCCAAUCCACCUUCUCCUGGUCUCCUCAUUAUCCACGAUGAAUGUGUCCCAGACGAUAGAGACGGAGGAGGAUCUCCUCCCUUGUCUCCAUGUCAAACUCUACCACCCUCAGCAGAGCUCCAAUAGUCUUUACGGGCUCAUCCCUCUGGGGAAAAGAAGCAAACACCCAGCGGAGGACCCUCUCAGGCUGGGGCGCGAUGGCCAGGCCUGCACUGUCGCCCUGCUCGACACCCGGGUGUCCCGCAAACAGCUGGCCAUCCAAGCCUACUACACCCCCAGAAGCCGGGACAUGCUGUUCAGGAUCCAGAACCUGAGCCAGAGGGCCCAGCUGUCUGUGAACAGCUCAGCGUUGGACUACCUAGAAGUAGUGGAUCUCCCGGACAAAGCCCUGAUCCGGUUCGGACAGUACGAGAUGCUGAUCAUCCGAGAGUCCGGCGAGGCCAAGGCCAGCUUCGAGGUGGAGUUUGAAGUCCUGACAGUGCCUCCGUCCAGAGAGACUUGCACCUGUGAGCCUAGCGUGACCCCUGUCUCGGACACAGAGUCAUUAAUGGUGAACAGUUUGCUAGGAGAACUCAGAAUAAUUGGCCCCAGUGAAACGGAUGAGACUGCAAUAUGUUAUUCAUGAUGUAGAGACUCUUUACUUUCUAACUUAAACUGCUGUGUCAUUGUCACCUCUUUGUAAUGUGAAACUAUAGUAUUAUUCUGCUCCCUAAAGCUGUGAUCUUAAUAUAACUACUUUUAAAAUGCC
Messenger RNA from Trematomus bernacchii (emerald rockcod), 1105 nucleotides. It is a transcript of the gene tifa, whose product is annotated as TRAF interacting protein with forkhead associated domain. Gene Ontology annotation, biological process: canonical NF-kappaB signal transduction. The transcript is spliced from 2 exons. Lineage: Eukaryota; Metazoa; Chordata; Actinopteri; Perciformes; Nototheniidae. The coding region runs from base 395 to 982 and encodes 195 amino acids. Gene Ontology annotation, molecular function: protein binding. The record is from RefSeq and is a predicted model, not a curated record.